AUGCGAUCACAUUCCGUAAUCGUGCGGUUCCUGAAAAACCCCGAAAAUGGCCGGCGCACAGACAAACGUGGGACGAAAAGCAAGCUCACGGAGAGGGAUAAGCGACGGAUUUAUAGAGAAGCAGUGAACCAGAAAAGAACAGCAUCACAAAUUCGAGCAGAAUUACAACUUCCGGUGACAACAAGACGUGUGCAGCAAAUCCUGUCGAGCAACGAAAACUUGAAGUGGCACAAAAGGCUCGGCAAGCCCAACUUGACAAAGCAGCAUAAGCUGCAUCGAUUUCAUUUCGCUGAAAAGUAUAUUUCCUGGACGGACGAAUGGAAAAAUGUGAUCUUUUCGGACGAAAAAAAGUUCAACCUUGAUGGUCCAGAUGGUUGGCAAUGCUACUGGCACGAUCUCCGGAAAGAUCCGGAUGUUAAAAUGAGCCGGAACUUUGGUGGUGGUACUCUGAUGGUUUGGGGAGCUUUCUCAUUCCGGGGAAAGCUUCCAUUGGCGUGGAUCUCAACAAAAAUGAAGUCGGAGGAUUACAUUGAAAUGCUGGAAAUAAGCCUAAUUGAGCACGGCGAGAUUCUCGUCUCAUUCCAGCUCUUACAAAAUCUCGGCAAAGUAGACCGAACCGCAGACGAAAUCUUCGACGAGCACCUGAACAACUUCACCAGGCAGCAGAACAGUGCCACCAGACUGCAGAAAGAGUUCAACAACUACAUCCGAUGUGUGCGAGCUGUCCAAACCGCAUCCAAGAGCCUCAUGGAAGCCAUAAACGAAGUAUACGAAGGCCAGUGGACCGGAUCAGAGGCACUGUACGCUCAGACGAACACCGUCGAGGUGCUAUUCCAGGAUUUCUCGCACAAACUCGGUGACCAGGUGCUGAUACCGCUCAACACCUACACGUCCCAGUUUCCAGAGAUGAGGAAAAAAAUCGACAAACGAGGUCGCAAACUGGUGGACUACGACAGCCAAAGGCACUCCUUCCAAAGCCUGCAAGCCAAUGCUGCCAAACGCAAGGAUGACGUUAAGGUUACAAAGGGCCGGGAACAGUUGGAGGAAGCGAAACGCACCUACGAGGUGCUAAACAGCGAACUGCACGAUGAACUGCCAGCCCUGUUCGACUCGAGAAUACUGUUCCUGGUGACGAAUCUGCAGACCCUGUUCGCCUCCGAGCAGCAGUUCCACAGCGAAACGGCCAAAGUGUACGCCGAACUGGAAGCGAUCGUCGACAAACUGGCCACCGAAUCACAGCGAGGCUCGUACACGCUCAAGAAGAUCACCGCUAACUCCACUCCGUCCAGCCCACCACAGUCCCCAGUGAAAGCGAACUUGUCGAUUGUUAAUAACAUCACCAACGGAUCUGUCAAUGCCAACGGACCCACAUCCACUUCGCCCUCAAUCUCGCCAAGUCCCGAGCAGCCUCAUAGCCUGGAAGAUACGGAACCAUCCUAUCAAAACACGGACGUCGUGAAAUCUACCAGCGCUGCUUUACGAUCAUCUACCACAACUCCCCCCAUCGCCAUUAAUAACAGCAGCAACAAUACUGAUGCUACAUCGCAGCAAACCACAGCAACGGUUUCUAAAACGCCUGAGCCGCCUACUACUAUUACUACUACUACCAGCAAGAGCGACGAAAAAGUAACCACAAAUGGUACGGAUCAUAACCACCAUGAUCACCAUCCAAGCAGCCCAACGCAAAAUAACAAGCCUGACGCUGCCGCAGCCGAUUCCACCAGUUCUAGUCCUGUCCCUCCGGCAUCGCCACCGCCUGCUGUUGACCCUCAGCCUAAAUCGCCGCCAUCGCCAUCACCCACAACAACAACGCCUACUACUGCUGGCGCUGCCGUUUCGCAAUCAAGUAAUACUAAUAAUCACCAUCAUUCGAUAGCCCCAUCAUCUCACCACCCCCAUUACCACCAUAACCAACAACAACAACCCAAUUCCAUCGCCACCCACCAUCAUCACCAAUCGAACGCGAUCGGUCCUUCGUCCCUUCCAACGAAUUGCUCAACGACGGAACUACAACGCCCAACAACAGCAACAACAACGUUUGGCGCCCAACAUAUCUACAGCAAUAUCCCUAACAACAACUCCACCGGCAUCGACAGCACUAGCCAUAACCAGAUGAAUAGCAUUAACAAUAACGUUAACAACAGCCAUUGUUCCAUGACCGGUACUAGCAUUACUCACCCCAACAAUAAUAGUAAACUGGAAGAGCUCUAUGAUAUCCCAGUGG
Molecule: messenger RNA, 2224 nt
Organism: Aedes albopictus (Asian tiger mosquito)
Lineage: Eukaryota; Metazoa; Arthropoda; Insecta; Diptera; Culicidae
Product: myc box-dependent-interacting protein 1
Cellular component (GO): cytoplasm; plasma membrane
Molecular function (GO): nucleic acid binding; protein binding; phospholipid binding
Source: RefSeq, a predicted model, not a curated record